Messenger RNA from Dermacentor albipictus, 669 nucleotides. Its product is annotated as antimicrobial peptide microplusin-like. NCBI's taxonomy places the organism in Eukaryota, Metazoa, Arthropoda, Arachnida, Ixodida, Ixodidae. The record is from RefSeq and is a predicted model, not a curated record.
CGGCAAAUCGGCAGCCAAACUGGCGCCUCGGUUUUGGGUCUAGCUACCACGGGGGCUAAUUCACAUUUAGUGUGAACCAGCGCCACUGACAAUCAACAACCGCAGUUCCAAAUUUGCGCGAAAAUGAAUACAGUCCUCGUUGUAUUGCUUUUCGCGUCAGCAGCGGCGCUCGUUGUUUCGUCCGAUCCGCUUGAUUUAUGCCGAAAGCGUGUGCCAGAAAUUGCCUCCACCAUGAGGUGCAUUCGGUUGAAGACGACUGUUUCUUUUCGAACUCUGCUGCACAAGUUCCUGGUCAGGAUGCGCUGCCCGGAUGACGUGUGCUUCGUCCAAGCAUGGUGCCGCAAGAACCACAAUGACUUCAAAGGACAAGCCUUUAAGAGCAUGCCGUACAAGUACUUCCUGGAGUUCUUCAACGCUGCCAAGAAAUGCCAGAGCCGAAUUCAUGUGGCCGAGCGGUCCGUGAGCAGCGAGCUGUGGCGACACUUUGUCAAGAUGAUGAGCGCCCUUCUUAUUUAAUUGACGCGCUGGUUGCCUGCCACGAGAACACGUCAAAAAGCAGGAGACCCCUACCUUCAUUCCUGCAGGUGUCCCUCCUUCUAUGUUCCUGCAGAUACCGACUGAAGGUUACAUUCAACUGGAACGAGAGGGUAAAUAAGAAAAUAAAGUCGU